UUCAAGGACGUCCAAAGUGAAACAAACCCUGGAGGUAGAGUUGAGAACUAGAUACUGAGUCUGCGUUGAAGAAGGUAUUAUUCUGUGACAUUUCAGCUCUGUUCUCUUUGUGUAUUGAACAUAAGGAGCGAGCACUGUUGCUGAGAUUUCGUUUUUACUGAGUCCCACAAAAAUUAUGCAUCGCUGUUUAAGAGUAACUAUUGUUAACUUUGUUCUGGUGUUCUUUUGUACUCAUGUUUUGUUAGGCGGUAAAGUUAAGGAGUCGGUAAAUACAAAAUUAUUAGUUACGAUAGAAGGUGAUUUUGAAAAAGAAGUAUCAUCUAACAAUAAAAACGGAAAUUCAUCGAGCAACACGACUGAAGGACUUCAGCACAUAACGACAGAUCUUUUCUACGCUACAACCCCAACAACGACCAAACAACUUAAUGCGAACACCACAGACCUUUUCUACGUUACAACUCCAACAACGACCACACAACUUAAUGCGAAAACUACAGAUCUUUUCUACGCUACAACUCCAACAACGACCAAACAACUUAAUGCAACAACCACGGAUCUUCCUUACGCUACAACUCCAACAACGACCAAACAACUUAAUGCGAAAACCACAGAUCUUUUCUACGCUACAACCCCAACAACGACCAAACAACUUAAUGCAACAGCCACGGAUCUUCCUUACGCUACAACUCCAACAACGACCAAACAACUUAAUGCGAAAACCACAGAUCUUUUCUACGUUACAACUCCAACAACGACCAAACAACUUAAUGCAACAGCCACGGAUCUUCCUUACGCUACAACUCCAACAGCAAAAUCUAGAACCGUCACAGAGAAAGCAAUGGAAACGACCACGAAAUAUCCCGGCCCACAGUGGUCAGACAUAGAAAAAAAUGUCAAGAAUUUGAUUAGCACGUCUAUGAAACAGCUCUUACCAAAUAUGAUACGUACAACUUCCAGCGCUAACCUAUCAGGUUCCUGUUAUGCUAGUAUGUUGAAAAUGUUCUUAGGUUUUCGAAGCUUGAAAGCUUGGGCAUUUAGAAUGUUGGAUGCAUCAGCGAAGUUUGGUCCUGGAAUUUUGGACGGUACAACGACCGACUUUGGAUCUUAUGAUGAGUGUCUCAAUAUCAUUGUGUCCAACAAAAGAUCAAAGAAAGAGGACUUUCGUGGAAACUACUGCACGUUGAAAUUGAAACCAACUUUUCCUUCACCUUUAGCCCCUCUGGACACAAAACUACAAGAUACGGUGCUUGGUGAGAUAAAGGAGGCGCUAAUAUUCUUGUCCUCCUUAAACUACUUCUUUGGUUUGUGUGUUCCGUCAACGUGCUCAGCAGAAGAUGUUGAAAAAUUAGUAAAAGCAGCUUUUCAAGAUGUGGUACAAGUGACAGUGCCUCAUUGUGAGGUGAAAACCAAAACUAAGCUGAAUGCAGAACAGAUCGGAGUCUUAUCCUUACAUGGAACACUUAUAUUAUUGGUGAUCAUAGGAACCACUCUUGACUUAUGGAAACAAUAUCAACCGAAAGAAAAUACAGAUGAAUCAAAAACUUCUAAGCCGUGGAAGGAAAGUGUUUUAGACAUUUUCAAGUCAUUUUCUCUAUACACCAAUGGGAAGCAGUUGCUGAACACAAAAGUUGGAUCAGGUAACCUUGGAGUUCUUCAUGGAUUUCGGUUCUUCACCAUGUGUUGGGUGAUCUUGGCUCACACCUACAUGUUUCCGGAUUUUAACUAUUACA
Messenger RNA from Limulus polyphemus (Atlantic horseshoe crab), 1730 nucleotides. RefSeq lists its product as uncharacterized. NCBI's taxonomy places the organism in Eukaryota, Metazoa, Arthropoda, Merostomata, Xiphosura, Limulidae. The annotation marks the transcript as partial. The record is from RefSeq and is a predicted model, not a curated record. The transcript has 6 exons.